This is a messenger RNA of Pecten maximus, 8798 nucleotides long. RefSeq names its product KN motif and ankyrin repeat domain-containing protein 1-like. Gene Ontology annotation, biological process: negative regulation of actin filament polymerization. Lineage: Eukaryota; Metazoa; Mollusca; Bivalvia; Pectinida; Pectinidae. The record is from RefSeq and is a predicted model, not a curated record. Gene Ontology annotation, cellular component: cytoskeleton; cytoplasm. Gene Ontology annotation, molecular function: protein binding.
UCAUUUCCUGGUCAUUUGAGUGGUCAGUCUCGGACCAAACAGUGCCUUUCUUUGCACAGGUGUGAUGAAGGAUUGUUGGAGUGAAGUUUGGAGAUAUAUAUUUACCUGUGUGAUGUUCAGUGAGGUGGAACAUACGUAAUAUAUUUAUAUAUAUACUGGAGACGUGUGUAUAUGUGCAUUACUAGUUAUACACUAUGACAGUGUGUUGUAUUCUAUAAAGGACCACAUUGGAGGUUUUCUUGGGAUAUUAACUAAUUAGGACCUCAAUACAGGACAUAUGUAUAGGAGGCCGGACCACUCCACGGACCUCUCCACGGAAUAGCUAGGUGGCAGGAGGUGUACAGUGGUUCUGCUGCAGUGUUUUCAUCCACCAGGGAAGAAUCCCCAACUCUGAACUCCACUAUGAAACUAUCCUAGGAGCCUGUCACCCCACAAUACUGCCAUGACAACCAUGGAGCGGACAGACAGAAUGCUUUACAUAUCGGAGUCUCCAGCAGAUAGGAGUUUUGACAGCAAGAUGACCAGUUACAACCAGCAGUCUACAAUAACUGAAGUCCAUGUCAUCGGGUCGGACACAAACAAUGUCCCUGUUAAUCGAGUGUGGGGCCCUCCAACAGAAACGGCAACGGCAGAGAUACGCCAUGUCAACGUGAACAUGGAUGCCAAUCAUAACGUAAAACCUUCUGAGUUCCUGCAGAGGACUAAUCAUUCGUCUUUGUCUUCAACUUCGUCCCUGCCACCUCAAACUUCGAUGAAAUCAUACUCCUCUGUGUCGUCCUCAGCCUCACUCCCACAUACGACCACUCAGCUUCGGCGGAAUCAGUCGGAAAGUGCAGCGGCAGAAAUGCGUCCCGAAGUGGGGAGAGAACGUGCCACUGCACAAAUGCGAGGGGCAGGAAUGGAAAAUAUGACGGCUCAGAUGUGGGGGACAGAGAGCAUGCAUGCUGAAUACAGAGACACAGGGCAUGCUACAGUCAGCACAGAGGUCAAACAUAGAGAAAAUGGCCAGAAGAAAGUGACCAUUUCAGAAAACGGUCAGUGCACAUGUUGUCCCUAUGGUUACCAUAUAGACCUGGACUUUGUCAACUACUGUGACAGUUUGAAUGAUCCUGCCUAUUUGAAAAAGCUAAAAAGAUUACAACGAGAAAAGCGUAAACUUCGUAAAUCUAUGGAAGUCUAUCUCCAACAGCAGGAGAAUCCUGACAGUCAACAAACCGAGACGGUGGAAAAGAUAAGCCUUGUGCCUCUCAACCAACAAAGUGCACCGGCCAAUCAGGUACUGGACGAAAUAGACUCCUCUGUAGAUGCCACAUUGGCAUCAAUCAACACUAUGAUGUAUACAUCUGCUCAUGGUCGACUCAUGAGCUCAGAGAGUGAGGGUACAUCUAGCUCCUCAAGCCCACAAAAUACAGAAAAGUUCAACACAUUUCCACGUAAUCGAGGCAGAAACAUGCAGGAAGAAAUAAACCAAUUUAAUACAUCUUUUGAAAUGCAAAGAGGAAGAACUGAUUCCCAGAGUUCAUUAUCUUCUAUUUCGACAAUUGCCAGUGAAAGAAAUUUUCCAACGCAAAGUGUAUCGACAUAUAACCACACAGGAGCCAACAACAGCUACGGCCAAAGUACUGUCACUACAGAAACGAGCUACUCCCGCUUCACACACAUCACAUCGGAACAGUUGGCAGCUACCAUGGCAACACAUUUACCAACCCCAGAGGAUGGUGCUGCUUCCUCUCAGUCUACAACAACAAGCAUAAGUAAGUCCUCACUACACGAGGUGCGUGAAGUGAUGGCCAUGAGUCUACAGAGAAUGAGGGAACUUGAGGAACAACUGAAGGCCAUCCCAGUCUUACAAGUACGUAUCUCAGUCCUCAAGGAGGAGAAGCGCCUCCUCAUGUUGCAGCAGAAAGCUCGCGAGUCAAAGAUGAACAUGCGCUCAAUUGGUGUAGGAGGCUGUCCUGUGGAGGAGGUAAUUAAACCCUGUUGCGUCCCAACGGUAAAGACGCCACCCCCAGUGAUGCCGAAGCCCAGACUAAAAUCUAAGGCUGUUGGGGACAACAAUGUAAUGGUGCCAUAUCUUGUUCAGCCUGAGUUACCGCCAAGCUACACAGUCAGGGAUAAUGAAACCUUUAUACAGGAAACGUAUGUGUUGGAGAGAGAACGGGGCAACACAGCACUCUACUCGCCCUUCUCCAGAGCACCGAAACCUCUCACCCGGACUAUAGGCAUUGGUGAUGCAAAUGUGCUUGAUGAUGGUUUGAAGAUACAUGAAAAAGAACUAAGAACUGUGAUUAUAGGCGAAGCAAAGUCUGUAGGGAAGCGCCACGUUGGUGUAGAUUGUCGUGUGUCGACAAGAGAUGUUGGAGUGUCUAUUGCAAUUGAUGAGGAGAAGCCUUCGACACGUACGGUUGGUGUGAAUGUUGAUACAGGCUCCUUACUCACCUCGCUAAGCUUUAAGGCUGAUGAGAUGAGGAGUGCACUGAGGGAAGUACUACACAAAAAUGUGCGGAGUAUUGGUGUCAAUUGUGACUAUAGGGCUCAGACAAUGGAAAGAGGGGUACAGUUUUCUGAAUAUUCACUACGAACUGUAGGCGUUGGUGACUAUGAUGUGGAUAUAGAAUUACGUGCUCCUGUACCUACAAGAACAGUUGGAGUUGAGGCUCAACCUCAUGUCAUAAACAAAGCUGUAAACACUGACUAUGGUUGGAAGCUUGAUGCAAGCACCAACACAAUGAAACAUUACCAGGAAAGUAGGUCAACCAUGACAGACCGGGCGAGACUGGGUAGUGCAGCGACCAUGACAGAAGCUGACAAAAUGUACUCUGGUGGCACACAAACAGAUGUAAUGAUGUUCAUGAGGAUGGAUCAACUGAAAAACGCGGGAUGUAAUACAAAACGAAAAACCACUUACAGUGACAGCGUCCAAACGGAUCUGAGUGAAGUUGUGUCGGAGGAUUAUGAGCUGGAGGUAGUUUCGAAAAGCAGGCGGCCAAUUAAAGCUAAUUCAUGGACAAAUACAGAUGCUGAGCCUCGGAAAUAUAGCACAUCCAUGAAUACAGAGGAACCCAGAAAAUAUAGUAAAUCUAUUAACACUGACGCAGUGAGAACUAGAGACAUGGGAUGCAGUGAUGAUAAAGUAGAUUCAUUUGUGUGUUCAUUUAACGAUGAGGAACGAAUGGAGGAGACAACAGAAGAGAUUGUUACCUGGACAACAGAACAGGAGGUCCAGAGUGACUGGACAGGUCAAACCAGGGGUCAAACCAUUGAACGUCACUGGGAUGCAUCCCUGGACGAUAGCAAGAUGAAGACGUCUAAAGAGACUGUCGAGGUACCUGAAUCUUCACUAGUUGUUGUGUCACAAAAGGCUACUAACUUGAUGGCAGCUACCCCGAAGUACAAGGACGAAAUGUCAUCAGAGACAUGGGAGGAUGAGCGGAAUAUUCGUGAGCGAGUCACACAGGUGAGCUCAGACCAACAGAGCUGGAAAGAGGUUGAUCGCAGUCAAGAAGUAGUGGAGAAAAAGAUCACUAGCCAAGGCGGCGACACCUACACUGUUACCACCAUCACACGCAAGACUCUAGGUGAACCAGAUGGAGAGAUGACCAUGCAGGGUGGUAAAGCCAAUGUCAAAAGUAUCAAAAGUGGAGGCAACAUUGAGGUUACAAAGAUCACAUCUUCUGGCAGUAGCAGUGGUGGUGGCAGUGGCAGUGGCAGUGGCAGUGGGAUGGUGGAUUAUCUGGAGGUCUACGAACAGUUACCACAGUUACACAAAGCACAGGUGGGUCAGGAGGUGGCAGACAAGUGGUGGAAGAAAAGUCAAUGGCUGCUUCUAAUGAAGGCUGAGCUUGAUCUACUAGGAAGAUCAGGUGGGUCCUCAUCAAUGAUGAUGCAAGGGGGGUCCGGAGGAUCGAUAGGAUCAUCAGUAAUGAUAUCCUCCUCCAGUAGUGGUGUGUCUGGAAUGACCUCCAGUAGUGGUCAGUCUGGUUCAGAUCUCAGUCUGAGUGGUCAGUCUUCGACUAGCACCAGCAGCGACACAAAUGAGGAAGAGGAGGUAACCGAGUCUCUAGAGAUCAGGACGUACCGGACCUCUGAGUUUUCACCAGGGGGUAUGAGCUACUAUGAGCAAUAUAUCAGUUCUGGGGACGGUGGAGACGGUGGUGUCACCAUUAUCAAUUCACACGCUGUUGAUUCCACUGAUGGCAACAACAAGUCUUUGAAAUCAUGUAUGAAGAAAAGCAGGUCGGAUACACAAAUAAAGAGGGGUAUUACUUUCGCUGAAAAUGUGGUUGGCGGUUAUACAUCUAGUAGUGCUGGUGAUGACAGUUCGGAGGAUGGGGAAUCUGACAGCGAGUCCACAACAAGCUAUGAGGAGGGAUCGUAUGACGGGCGAGAGGGAAGCAUUGUGUACCAGUGUAAAGAUGAUGAGGCUAUAGCACAGGGCAUUCCUGGGGCCAAGAUGUUUGACCAGAACAUUCGGGAAACGUUUGAGAUGAGUAAAGAAAUGCUGACAUCCUCCUCUGUACUGGCCAAGUACUUGGAGGACUCAACAGAGGUCCAGACCAAGGAACUGAAUGCUAGCCUCAGUGUGAUUCAGAAAGAAUGGUUUGGCAUCUCUAGCCAGAAGUUGUCGGAGCCCCAUCAGGUAGAGGACUACCUGUCCAGCUUCAACGAGAUUUCUCGGCGUCUUCUCGAGUAUAUUGUCAACAUGCAGGACUCUAAUGGAAACACUGCCAUACACUAUGCCGUGUCGCAUUGUAAUUUCGAGAUAGUGAACCUGCUGUUGGAUACAGGGAAAGUGGACCUAGACAAACAGAACAAAGCUGGCUACACACCCACCAUGCUGGCUACGCUGGCCUACCCCCAAACCGAGCGUCAGCAGGAAGUUGUCCAUCGACUCUUCACCAUGGGCAACAUCAAUGCCCGUGCUUCCAAGGAUGGACAGACAGCCCUCAUGUUAGCGGUGAGCCAAGGCCGUACCGAGAUGGUCAAGCUGCUUCUACAAAACGGGGCAAAUGUAAACGCCCAGGACAAUGAAGGGUCGACUGCCAUGAUGGUUGGAUGUGAGCAUGGGUAUACGGAGAUUGUCAAGUUACUGAUGGCGCAGGCUGAUUAUGACCCCUCUUUGGCAGACAACGAUGGGAGUACCCCCCUGUCGAUAUCCAUGGAGGCAGGCCACAAAGACAUAGGAGUCCUAUUAUAUGCACAACUUAACUUUAAACGACAGGCACAGGCUUCUCCAGGUCUGACCAGGAGCAGAAAAACUUCUCAUAAUACUUCUCCACUAGCCAGUCCAUCUUCUGUUCGGUAGCACACGAGACAGUGUAUAUAGUAUAAUAUACUUCAAAUGGACAUACUGACUAACAUCUGUGAUGUGAUGCAUGCUGCAGUUACCUCCCCUUGUCACCAAGGCCAUAUCCCUUCUCUACAGAUGGAGAUUUUCGGUGACCAUGGAGAUUGCCAUGCAUUAUGCAAAUGAGGAUAUAUGAUGUGUCAUUAAGUUCUCCAAACAGAGGAUGUUAAGAGUAAUUUGUAAACUUUUUAAUAUGCACACGUCAUUUUUCUAAAUCCUUAUAAUACCAAGGUUUUGUGACAGAACCUCUGAGGACUGUACUAUGUUGUUCAGCUGUGAUCUGGACAUCUUCAGCUUUAAUGAGAGGGAUAACUGUGAUCUGGACAUAUAGCAUUGCGGACUGUGCUGUGAUGUUUGGCUAAAAUGAAGGGAGAUAACUGUUUUGUGAUCUGGACAUCUUCAGCUUUAACAAGGGGGAUAACUCUUGACAUAUAAAAUUGUGGACUGUGCUGUGAUGUUCAUCUUUAAUUAAGGGGGAUAACUCUGUUGUGAUCUGGACAUCUUCAGCUUUAACAAGGGGGGUAAUUCUGGACAUAUCACAUUGUGGACUCAUGUGCUGUGAGGUUCAGCUUUAAUGAAGGGGGAUAACCCUAUGGUCAUCGUGAUCUGGAAAUUCAGUUUUAAUGAGGUGGGGAUAACUCCGCUGUGAUCAGGAUAUCUAACAUAUGAGUUCUUAUGUAUGACGGGACCUUCUGUUUAAGGUGUAUUUGUACAAAAUAUUUCCUGAUCUGUUGCAAUGGUGAAAUGCGAAACUUGAUGAUCUGGAUCACCAAAAUGUUUCUCCUAUAUAUGAUUAACAAUAUAAAACAUAAAACAUUGAUAGAUGGAGAUUCGUUGAUGUGGAAUAGACUGGUGAUAUUUUACCAAUAUAAAAUGAUAUUGUCACAAUAAAAAGGUGCUAUUUUUCUAUAUAUGGUGGACCCCUGGCUAUGUACAGUUGUUAAUAAACUUAUAAUAUAGUGUCCAGGUUUGCAUUUACAUUGUGUAUAUAUACAUGUAGUGACAAUUAUCUAUGGCUAUAGAGGAAAAUAAAUGGCCAUCUUCUGUAAGAAUAUAUUAUUUUUAAACAAUAUGCAGAAAAUCUGUUCUUGUACCAUAUUUAUGUAUUAAAUGUGCUGUGAUUGUGUUGUGAAUAUGUCAAAAGUUCAGAUAGAUUCCAUCUUAAACUGGAUCAUUCCCAUUAGUGUUGAGGAGAAUUGAGCUAGCCCCGUUUUCCUUCCACUUUUAACAGUAGUUGAUUAGACAAAUCUAGUUUGUAAAAACAAUAAGUUUGCCGAUUCUUUUUCUUUCAGUUAUCAAUAAAUGCAAAUUUUGUUCUAGAUUAGUUUUGGAAAGUAAAUUUGAUGUUUAUUAUAUUGCAAUGUAAUACUUGUUUUUAAUUUGACAAAGAUUUACAAAGUUUUCUUGUUUAUUCAUUCCUACCUCUACAGUUACUAUGUAUACUGUACUGAUCCAGAUAAUACUCGAAUUAGAUACCCCUUAAUAUGUGUGUCACUCAAUCUGGAACGCAAAUUAUUGUUGAAAGUAAUAGUAUGCAAUUUCAAAUUCAAAAGAUCUGUUUAGUUAAAAACACACCAUGCAACCUUGCAUCUUUGUAAAUAUACUGUCAACAUUCCAGCAUAUUGGUCUCCACAUUCUUUACACUAAUGCUUCAGACUUGUUAGACAACUACUGUAGUCUACAUAACUGGUUUGAUGCUGUUGGUAUAGGAAUGAGAGCCUGAUAUGAUUACCUGUAUGGUAUAAAGGUUCACCAUUUUGAGUGAAAGCCAAGGUACAGUUAGGGGUGGUCUGAACUCCUUUGGAUGGCAGAUACCUUUGUAAUGGGAUACAGGUGGAAACUGUCUGAAUUGCUAGGGUUGGCCAAUACCUCUGAAUGAACUUCGGGGUUCAGUGGGGAUGGUCUGAACAGCUAGGUUUGGCCAAUACCUCUGAAUGAACUUCGGGGUUCAGUGGGGAUGGUCUGAACAGCUAGGGGUGGCCAUUACCUCUGAAUGAACUGUAGGGUUCAGUGGGGAUGGUCUGAACAGCUAGGGUUGGCCAAUACCUCUGAAUGAACUGUAGGGUUCAGUGGGGAUGGUCUGAACAGCUAGGGUUGGCCAUUACCUCUGAAUGAGUGGGGGAUAUCCAGUUAUUUUAUGUGAAUUUUUUUUAUGUCUGGUUUGUUGUUUGCAUGUUUUAUUUUUCAUAAUAUGAGAAAAAGGUGAAUAUAAUGAAAUACACACAAGGCAGAAUACACCUGAUCUCUUGAUCCUUAUCAUGUAUCUAUCGCUAUUCAUCUGUUUAUUAAUUUCUUAUCAAGACUGCAGAUUUGAAAUUACAGACAAACCAUUGAACAAAAUUUCAACAAACGCUGUUUUAAUCAUUUCAUAUAUCAAGUUUUUGUUUUAUAUUAUUAUUUCUUGCCUGCAUUUUAAGUGCUUUUUAAAAUAAAGAGUUUGCUUAUACUUCAUAUGUAAUUAUAAAAGUUAUCAUUCGAGUACCCCGCAAUUCUGACUGCUUGUAAGCAUAUACUCCGACUGGGAGGAGCUAAAAAGGUGAUGUAAUAUAGACAACACUACUGAACAGCUUAAUCUGAUAAAAGUAAAAUGGAUCAGAUCAGAGUCUAAAUUGUAAACAAAACUGGACAUAAAUUUGGAGAUGGAGUAAUAGAUGGUCCCAUGUUCUAAUCCUGCUUUUGAUGAAUAUUUUAGCUAAAGCUACAAAAUUAAAGGACCUAUAACUAAAAUGGUUAUUUCAGUUUAGAAACAUUUGAGAUGUUACCUUUGAUUCUGUAACAUAAACAUCCUGGUAUAAAGGUAUUAUAAGUACAAAAAAAUCAUAUAUCCCUGAAAGUUCAACAUAGUGAAGCGCAUUUUAUAAAAUAACUUUGCAGUAUGUAAACAAUGUAUAUCUGUGAUACGCAUAUUUAUAAUAUCUAAAUGUAUAUUUAAGCAAACUAGCAGACCAGUCUUCUUCAAAAACUUCCUAGAUAGCAAAAAACCCACAAUAAACAAUUAGUGUUUUAAAUGAAGGAAAAUUUUGUACUUGUAAAUUCAGUAUUGAUCUAUAUGAUUAAUGAAAUAAGGUUUGGAAUUUGUACAAUGCUGUUUUAAGAAGGCGAAGGAAAAGACAAGAAUUAUUUUUUGCAAAAUAUUAUUAAGCACUUCAGUUUUAAAUUUAAUAUAAGCAAGUUAGACUCCUUUAUAAUUAAAUUAAAUUACCAAGGUAUGAGACUUUUAUUUUCAAAUUGUCUUUCAAUUCAUAGAUUCUUUUAAGUUACUUUGAAAUAUUGUCAAGUCUGUUGUCAUUCUGUUGUUGGAGUCAUUUUAAGUUUUAUGUGGGAGGUUAAUGUGUUAUGAACCUCGUAUUUCGGGUCGUUCUUGCGUCAUUGGAUGUAAUUGAGCAGAACUUUUGUAAGAAAUUGAUUACAUAUCAUGGUGAAAUAAAUCUGGGCGACUGUGAGCUGUUAA